Messenger RNA from Neocloeon triangulifer, 1656 nucleotides. RefSeq lists its product as uncharacterized. Lineage: Eukaryota; Metazoa; Arthropoda; Insecta; Ephemeroptera; Baetidae. The transcript is spliced from 4 exons. The record is from RefSeq and is a predicted model, not a curated record. The coding region runs from base 55 to 1224 and encodes 389 amino acids.
GCGGCCCGUAGUACCUUCCUAGACCUGAGCCAAGUGCGGCCGAUUCCUCACAAAAUGCAUUUGACACACGCUAUAAUUCUGUGUUCGCUGGUGGCGACAAGUUUUGCCCGGCCAAGACAAGAUCAGGUGACCGACAUCAACCGGCUAGAUGAACCUCUCUCCGACCCUGAAUUGAGGAGGACCCUUCUCAGGGUGUUUGCCGAGUCUCUGAAGGCUGCCGCCGAUGCUGGAAUCCAAGCAGCAAAGAAAUCCGACUCUGGUACAGCCGACCUGAAGCCACCGACGGCGGACGCAGCUUCAUCCGAGGGCUUCGACAGGGAGACCUCGGCGGACGAGCUUCUCGUUCUGAGCGGCGACUCGACCACCUCCGAACGAACCCUGGUUGCGAACCCUCGCGCCGCCAGCACUGAGACGCCGUUCCUCGUGCGUCUGGACAACGAGGAACCCGCAGAAUCACGUGAGUCCGCCUCAAACGCAACCACAACAGUCUCACCACCCAUCACCACCAUCCACCGCUCAGUUUGGAUUUACACUUCACCCCAACACAAAGGUUCCGCCGAAGCUGCAGCAACGACCGAGCGCACCGUGUCUGAUGACCCCGGCCUGUCCUCCCCUGCGCCGAGCCCUGCACCCCCUCAACCCACGGUGACCGUCGACAACUUGGCCAACCUCACUCCCGCCGACUCUGCCGAUGUGAAUCGCUUCAUCAGCGCCGUCAGCACCACCCCCGACGAAAAGCUCGGCGCCGGCGUCGAAUUCCUGCAGGCGCCUCUGAUCGCCGCCUUUGGUCUUCUGCAAGAGGAGAGCACCGGAAAGACGCGCAACCUGGUCGCCUACCCUGUGCCUCAGGGUGUCUCCGAACAGCUGUUGAGGGAUGAAAGACUGACCCUGAGUGUGGCCGGCCAGGUCGCAGGCAGACAGGGCAUCACCUUUUCGCACCAGCCGACGCCUGACGCCUCUUUGGUCAACUUCCAGAGAUCGCUGCCCCUACAACAACAACCCUUCCAGGAGCAGAACUUCUUCAGCAGCUCCGACGACGCCCUGAGGAGGCUUGAGAAGAGACAGCAGCUUCUGCAGGAACAGCUCGUGUCCCUGCAGAGGGAGAGAGAGGCUCUUCAGCGCAACUUCAGACAGACCAGGAGCGAGGUUUUGGUGCCCGCUGAGUCCAAUAACGUCUUCAUCUCCAGGAGUCUGCCCAUCUACCUCCAACCACCUUUUUUUUGAAACUAAACAAUUUAACACGGAGUCACUGAGAAAAUUUCCUGAACCCCAAAAAGUUUUUAAUAUAUAAAAAUUAAUAUUUUUUUAUAACCAUCGCACCAUUUUAAAUUUGUUGCAAUGCUUGAUUUUUUCUCUGCUGGUUCUCUGUUAAUUGCCAGUGUGCUAAAAUAAUUUAUGCCAGGUAAUUAGCCUAUCCAAUCAAAGCCCAAUGUUGUGGGCCAAACAAUUUUUUUUAACAUUCAUAAAAACGGAAAUGCCAUAUACAUUACAAAUGCAGCUGAAAGAACACUUGGAAACACAAAUGUCAAAAUGUCUGCGUAAGUUUUAUCGACAAACUGAAGGAGUGCUCACAUUUUUAAUGUUUUACGAAGAUCAAUUUGUUUAUUUUGCGACGGUUGUAAUUUGUAAAUAAAAAAACAAUUGUGCCGCAGCAAA